AUGAUGUCCAUGAACAGCAAACAGCCUCAUUUUGCCAUGCAUCCCACCCUACCUGAGCACAAAUACCCCUCUCUACACUCCAGCUCGGAAGCAAUAAGAAGAGCGUGUCUACCAACUCCACCGCUGCAGAGCAAUAUCUUCGCCAGCCUCGAUGAGACCCUGCUGGCGCGGGCCGAGGCUCUGGCCGCGGUCGACAUCGCCGUCUCGCAGGGCAAGAGCCACCCGUUCAAGCCCGACGCCACGUACCACACCAUGAACAGCGUGCCCUGCACCUCCACCUCCACCGUGCCCCUGGCGCACCACCACCACCACCACCACCACCAUCACCAGGCGCUGGAGCCCGGCGACCUCCUGGACCACAUCACCUCGCCCUCCCUCGCGCUCAUGCCCGGCGGAGGCGGCGGCGGAGGCGGCGGCGGCGGCGGCCACGACGGGGCGGGCGGCGGCGGCGGCGGGGCCGGCGGCGGCGGGGGCGGCGGCGGCAGCGGCGGGGCCGGCGGCGGCCUCAUCUCCACCUCGGCCCACCCGCACUCGCACAUGCACGGCCUGGGCCACCUCUCGCACCCGGCCGCCAUGAACAUGCCGUCGGGGCUGCCGCACCCGGGGCUGGUGGCCGCGCACCACGGCGCCGCGGGGCAGGUGGCCUCGGCGGCGGCCGUGGUGGGGGCGGCCGGGCUGGCCUCCAUCUGCGACUCGGACACGGACCCGCGGGAGCUGGAGGCCUUCGCCGAGCGCUUCAAGCAGCGCCGCAUCAAGCUGGGGGUGACCCAGGCCGACGUGGGCUCGGCGCUGGCCAACCUGAAGAUCCCGGGCGUGGGCUCCCUCAGCCAGAGCACCAUCUGCCGCUUCGAGUCCCUCACCCUCUCCCACAACAACAUGAUCGCCCUCAAGCCCAUCCUGCAGGCCUGGCUGGAGGAGGCCGAGGGCGCCCAGCGGGAAAAAAUGAACAAGCCCGAGCUCUUCAAUGGGGGCGAGAAGAAGCGCAAGCGGACUUCCAUCGCCGCCCCGGAGAAGCGCUCGCUGGAGGCGUACUUCGCCGUCCAGCCCCGGCCCUCCUCCGAGAAGAUCGCCGCCAUCGCCGAGAAAUUGGACCUCAAAAAGAACGUGGUGCGGGUUUGGUUUUGCAACCAGAGACAGAAGCAGAAACGGAUGAAAUUUUCCGCCACCUACUAG
Molecule: messenger RNA, 1173 nt
Organism: Oenanthe melanoleuca
Lineage: Eukaryota; Metazoa; Chordata; Aves; Passeriformes; Muscicapidae
Gene: POU4F1
Product: POU class 4 homeobox 1
Exons: 2
Coding region: 1-1173 (390 amino acids)
Biological process (GO): regulation of transcription by RNA polymerase II
Molecular function (GO): DNA-binding transcription factor activity, RNA polymerase II-specific; RNA polymerase II cis-regulatory region sequence-specific DNA binding
Source: RefSeq, a predicted model, not a curated record